GGCGAAAGCACUGUAAUAGUAAACAAUAAAUUUUAAUAAAACUUUUGUAAUUUAAUGUAAAAUCAUGUUAUAUAUUGCGAUUGUCCGGCCAGCACAAUCAAUUACACCAAAACAUUCGAUAAAAUCAUUAAAAUCAACAAAAGAUGUCGAAUUAUUUAUUCAAGAAGCACCAGGCUUUGGGAAAAAUGAUUCUGAUGAAAGAAAACGAUUACCAAGCGUUAAACCACGUUUGAGUUAUCAUGCAUCUAAACAAGCCAUUAUCGACCAUGUUUUCCAGGUCACAAAAUCUGCCAGUCCGUCUAAUACUGGUAUUAAAGCAAAAAGAGUAAUUCACGCAAAGGAUCUCAAACUACAGGUUAAUGGUACACCAGAGAAUGCAAUAUUAUACGUGGUGCCCACUUUAAUACGUGGCCCUACCACACCAUACCCCUUCCAAUCCAGCAGCGAACCUAAUGCACCGUGUGGGUUCCAUACAUUACACCAAGUUACACAUGAAGUUAAUGGGCAAGGGGACAAAUAUAAUGAGGUUGUUAAACCACUCGUCGAUGCAUUGGAAAGAUGGAUGAAACGUCAGAUGUCGCGUCCAACGUCACUUCAAGCUUUAUUUCGGCCAACAGCUCUCGAUCGAAUUCAUGAAAACAUAACCAACCCUGCGUACGCUGCCGAGCCUAACCGAGAUUGGUUGUUAUUGGAAAACAAACUGACACCUGAACAAGCAAUGGCAAAAAUGAAGGAAACAAAUAAAACUGACCAUGUUGUCCACAAUCCAUUGUAUGGAAUCCAUGUUUACCUUUAUAAUAAGGUUGACAUGUUAGUUACCAACCCCUAUUAUGGACAAGCUAUUCCUGAUUACUCCAAGAUAAAAAUACCAGAUCGUGAGCAGUGGUUUAAAGGGGAGGAUAAUAAGGAAGAAAGCAGAGAAUUAAGUUGGGUAGAAGAGUUUCCAUUGCACAGAGCUGCUGCUGAUGGGGAUCUCCCUACACUGAGAUACUUAUUGAAGGUGGAGGGAAGCAAAGUUAAUAUUUGGGACCACGAUGGCUGGCCUGCUAUUCAUUAUGCUUGUUGGUAUGGCAGAGUGGAUGCAGUGAAGAUCCUGUUAGAUGAAGGAGGAUGUGACCCAAACAUCACAAAUCGGAACGAGACAAGUCUUCUACACCUUGCUGCUGGAUGCGGAUGCCAUAAUAUUAUCAGGAUAUUGGUGGAUCAUCCUUUCAUUGAUAGGCACCUGCUUGAUAAACAACAGCGGACCCCAAUAGAAUGUGCGGAACAAAUCAAGUCAAAGGAUUGGAAUAAAUGUGUUCAGUUACUAAAGGAGUUAUCUCAUAAACCUUACAGGAGAAUUACAGUUCAUAAAAUGGAUGGCUCAGAGAAGACACUUGAUUUACGCAGAGGCGGCAACGCAACUGUGAACGACCUCAUCGAAUCGUUGAGACUUUCUAAUGAAUCGAAACUUUAUUUCUCAUUAUGGGUGACUUCUAAAAGUUUGCAUCUUCAAUUAAAACCUGACCACAGUCCACUUAUUCAGAUGCAGAAAUGGCCUGAAUUACUAUGCCAGCUUAGUGGCGUAAAGAGAAAAUCAGCUGAAGCGGAAAACCCAAGGAUAGUUUUGAAACGAGACGUCAACUUGCUACCCAAUGUAGAGGAAGAGGUGAGUGAUAUCUAUUCCACACGCUUACUGUACGAAGAGGCACGCGCACAAGUAUUGAGGGGGUUGUACCCUUCCCUGGACCAAGUGGCAAUCGCCAUGGCAGCAGUUGUCAUGAGAAUUAUACAUGGACCGUAUGAUCACAAGAAACAUAAACCUUCCUUUAUGGAUGAUACAAUACUUCGUCAAAUACUCCCCGGGUGCAAGCUACACAACAGAACAUUAAACUGGCCGCAGAAAAUCCUUCAAGAGUUUAAAGAACUGAGUGAACAGGGUCCAGGAGAAGCCUCACAGUUACAUCUGCUUUAUUUAAGAUACUGCUGGACACAGAUAUCAACUUAUGGUUCAGCGUUUUUCACUGGUUAUGCAUACGCCACACGCAAACAUGGUAACGACACUCAUCAGCGUAUUGUUGCCAUGUAUAUUGGUGUCAAUCAUAGAGGAAUUCAUUUCAUUAAAGUGGAAAAUAAGGCGCUUCUGGUUUCCGUGAGUUAUCUCUCGUUGUCAUGGAAGCUGAACGAGGCAGAAAGAUUGUUUCAAAUCAGAACUGGAGACGAUAAAAUUAACAUGAUCAUACACACACCUCAAGCUGCGCUUAUUUGCCAUCUUAUGUCUAAACUAAGUCAAGCUGCAUGUUAAGACCAAAGGGUUCUAUGAUCAAGGCCCUACCAAAGUGGUUUGGGCACAGAAAACUGACACAGGUAUCAAGCUGGGUACUAGCUGCUAUUGCCUUGCAUCUGAUGUCUAAAUUAAGUCAAGCUGCACGUUAGACUAGAGAGUUGGAUGUUCAAGUCUUUGCUAAGGUAGUUUGGGAGUAUAAAACUGCCACAUACACCACAAGCUGCAUUUUCAUCUAUAACUAGGUCAAGCUGCAUACCAGGACUAAAGGGUUCUGGGAUCAAAGCCCUACCAAGGUAGAAAAACUGGUGCUUGGUUUAUCUGGCCAAAAGGAAUCACAAUCACAAUUGCUUGCCACAGUAUAUGUUGAAAAAACAAAUACAUUAUUCUUGUUAAAACUCAUAACAAUGUUCCAUUUGUUCAUAUAUUGGUAUUGAAGAAGCUACUUAAUGCAUGACUGAACCUAACAGUUUAAUAUUACGGUUUACUUAAUUACUAUCAUGUAACAAUGCCCAUAUUGUAAUAACAAUGAUACAUAUUCAUUAAGAAUUAUCAUUAUGAUAUAAUUAAUAUACAUAACCAAUGUCUUGUACAACACACACUCCCCAUUAUAUUAUGUCAACAUUAAAUGAGGAAAUGGUGUGUUUGUGUUACACUUCCUUUUAUAUCCUGGCUGUUUCCUCUUGCCUGUUAUUGAAAAAUUUCAUCUGUUUUCUUGGUUAUUAAAAAUUAAAGAUCUCCAGAUAGACUGUG
Molecule: messenger RNA, 3016 nt
Organism: Ciona intestinalis (vase tunicate)
Lineage: Eukaryota; Metazoa; Chordata; Ascidiacea; Phlebobranchia; Cionidae
Source: RefSeq, a predicted model, not a curated record